Messenger RNA from Anoplopoma fimbria (sablefish), 880 nucleotides. RefSeq lists its product as uncharacterized. The record is from RefSeq and is a predicted model, not a curated record. Lineage: Eukaryota; Metazoa; Chordata; Actinopteri; Perciformes; Anoplopomatidae. Bases 1 to 735 code for a protein of 244 amino acids. The transcript has 5 exons.
AUGAAAAAACAGAGGCAGCUGAGUGAACCAACGGUCGAUCUGAUCCCAGAGCAGUCUCUCCUCUGGAGACGGUCGCUGUUCUGCUCCAACGGCUUCCAUCGCUCUGUUUCCAGACUCAAAGGUUCCUUAACACACAGAGCUGCAGACUUCACACCGACUGCAGACGCAGCUACGAGGGCCAGCAUUCAAAGAGUAACUCCUCGUCAGCGGUGUGGGCUGCUGGAGACAGAAGACCUCCUGAUGGACACAGCUCUGACCUUCAUCCUCCUCCUGCGGUGUUGGUGUGUUUGCUCUCCUCCCAGCAGACAGUCUGUCUCCUUCUCCACAGUGUUCAGUGGAGGGACUCUGCUGCUGGUCUACGCUGAUGAAGAAGCAGCCGAUUGUGAUGAAGAUGAUCUUCAUCACCAACGUGACAAGACAGCAGGUUCUGGUCCGUCGGUUCAGAUUCUAUCGUCCGUCCCGUUCUCUCUAGAUCCAGAAUCUCCUCACCUGCUGGUCUGCGUCCUCACUGGUUUAAACUCACCUCUGCAGGACGUCAUGUGGUGGGUCGAUGACACGGCAGUGACAUCAUCGGACGUGUCAUGGACGAUGUCAGAGGGGGGUGGAGCCUACAGCGUCACCUCAGUGUGGGAGGUGCCCGCAGCAGACUGGAGGUCCAGAUCCACAUACUGGUGUGGGACGAUCCAGGAGGGACAAGUUUACAAACAGAAACUCUGCUCACAGGACCCACUGUGACUCAGAGGUCACAGGUUCGAGUCCCAGACACAAACACGCUGCUGUGAACAGAUGGAGCAGCUGAUGAAUGGACACUUUAAACAACUGCACCAUGUGUCAUGUAUGAACUUUAUUCUUUAGUCUGUUUUUCAUCUUUCAUCUUCAU